This is a messenger RNA of Miniopterus natalensis, 959 nucleotides long. The record is from RefSeq and is a predicted model, not a curated record. Lineage: Eukaryota; Metazoa; Chordata; Mammalia; Chiroptera; Miniopteridae.
AUGUGGAGAACAGAUUGGAAGGAGCCAUCCUGGGAGUGUGGAGACCAGCUGGAUGUGUUGGUGGCAGCAAAAACGGAACCAGGUUUAGACUGCUCUAAAUUUGUACAAGUACCAGAGUUUGGUUUUGGCCAAAUCAUAAUUGUGAGUGAAAAACCAUGAAUUGAGAACAUUGUUAUUUGCUCCUCAACUGCUUUCUCUCCCCCCCCCCCAACUGCUUUCUUAAAAUCAGCAAUUUGAUAGAGUGUCUGCUUCAGAAUGUACACAGAAGGUGAGGCUAAGAAAAUAGGAGUGGUUGGCUGGGUGAAGAACACCAGCAAAGGCACUGUGACAGGCCAAGUGCAAGGCCCUGAGGAGAAAGUCAAUUCCAUGAAGUCCUGGCUGAGCAAGGUUGGAAGUCCUAGUUCUCGCAUUGACCGCACGGACUUUUCCAAUGAAAAAACCAUCUCUAAACUUGAAUAUUCUAAUUUUUCUAUUCGAUACUAAUAGAAAUUAUAAUGUUUAGACUGCAUAGUAGACACUAUAGGGUAAUAGCAAAAUAGGGUGAAAAAAGGAACUCUGUUCUGAAAACUACAACAUUACGUAUAUUACUAAAAAUGUUGGACACUGGAAUAGUUUUACUCAACUAGGUUUUUAACAAGCAGAAAUUAGUAUCCUAAAAUUUAAAAUGUCAUUACAAAAUAUUUAACAUGAAUAUUUAAUUUAAACCUGUCUCAUGAAAACUAAUUCUAAUGAAUGUUAUAUGUUAUUUGGCUAGGCUAGACAUAAAUAAAGUUAACCAUUUAAAAAUUAUUUUUAUGUACUGUUGUCUGAAUUAAAUUCUACAACUUUCCAAAUAAUUUGUUAUUAAAGUUGAGUAAUUUUAAUUAUUCAAAAAGAACCAGUAAGUGGAUAUAAAUGUAUAUGAUGAUCAGUAUAACCGUAAAAUAAUAUCAAUAAAGAGUUAAAUUUUUAAGUUCUGA